Messenger RNA from Populus nigra (black poplar), 2976 nucleotides. RefSeq names its product disease resistance protein At4g27190-like. NCBI's taxonomy places the organism in Eukaryota, Viridiplantae, Streptophyta, Magnoliopsida, Malpighiales, Salicaceae. The record is from RefSeq and is a predicted model, not a curated record. The transcript has 2 exons. Gene Ontology annotation, molecular function: protein binding; ADP binding. Bases 1 to 2976 code for a protein of 991 amino acids.
AUGGAAAUCGUGGGUGCAUUUGUUGCUGAAGUUACUCAAUGUAUGUCCAUCUUUCUUUUUAGAAAGAUUUCCACCCUUGUAAGUCUCCAUGGUAAUAUGAAAUCACUGCAGAGUGAAAUACAAAAACUCAUUAGCCGAAAGAACGAGUUAGAAGAAGAUAUUAGGCUAGCCAUAACAGAAGGGAAGAAUCCAACAUCGCAAGCUUUGAAUUGGAUAAAAAGGGUGGAGGAAAUUGAGCAUGAUGUGCAGUUGAUGAUGGAGGAUGCUGGCAAUUCUUCUGUCUGCGGAAGCAAUCUAGACUGUUGCAUGCAUUCCGGUCUUCGACUCAGAAAAACGGCGAAAAAGAAGUGUGGAGAGGUUAAACAACUUCUUAUUGAUUCAUGCACUUUGCAUAUCAUGGUGCUUGACAGAAAGCCUCCAAUAAAACCAGUGGAAAAUAUGACAGCACCAUCUCUUGCAGGUCAGAAAGCAGCAGAAGAAAUGUUAGAGGAGCUUCUGCGAUGCUUGAAAGAUGGUGCCAUCAAAAGGAUUGCUGUAUGGGGGAUGGGGGGAAUCGGAAAGACUACACUAGUAAAAAACUUCAAUAACCUUCUUGAGUCCCCUCCCUUGAUGCAGUCAUUCGACGUAGUCAUUUGGGUCACAGUUUCGAAGGACUUGGACUUGAGAAGGGUUCAAUCUCGAAUUGCUGAGAGAUUGAAUUUAGAAUUUGACGUUGGAGAGAGCACAGAAGGAAGAGCUAUAAAACUGCAUGAAACUUUGAUGAAGACGAGGUUUCUUCUCAUUCUUGAUGAUGUCUGGGAGAAACUUGAUCUGGACAUUGUGGGUAUUCCACAAGAUGAUGAACAUGCCAAGUGCAAGAUACUAUUGACAACAAGAAAUCUUGAUGUGUGCAGGGGAAUGAUGACCACUGUAAACAUCAAAAUGGAUGUUUUGAAUGAAGCAGCAGCUUGGAAUUUGUUUGCAGAAAGCGCAGGAGAUGUGGUUGAGUUGGAAGUAAUAAAUCCUCUAGCAAGAGCAAUAGCUAGAAGAUGUUGCGGGUUGCCAUUGGCAAUCAAGACCAUGGGGAGUUCGAUGAGGAAAAAAAACAUGAUUGAGCUCUGGGAGAACGUGCUUUGCCAAUUGCAACAUUCAACGCUUCAUGUCAGAAGUGUUAUGGAAGAAGUUUAUCUGCCAUUGAAUCUGAGUUACAUCUCGUUACCAAGUAAGAUUCAUCGGUGGUGCUUUUUGUACUGCUCUUUAUACCCAGAAAACUUUUCAAUUGAAGCAAAUGAACUGAUACAAUGCUGGAUUGCUGAUGGCUUAAUCGAUGACCAUCAAACUCUUGAGCAGUCAUUCAAUUAUGGGAUUUCUUUGAUUGAAAAUUUGAAGGAUUCUUGCAUGCUAGAACAAGGUGAAGGCGUUGGAACUGUAAGGAUGCAUGGUUUGGCGAGGGAUAUGGCCAUAUGGAUUUCAAUAGAAACAGGAUUCUUUUGCCAAGCAGGUACUUCAGUGUCUGUCAUACCACAGAAGUUGCAGAAAUCUCUCACAAGGAUUUCAUUUAUGAACUGCAACAUUACAAGGAUUCCUAGCCAACUGUUUAGAUGCUCCAGGAUGACCGUGUUACUUCUCCAGGGCAAUCCUCUAGAGAAAAUACCUGAUAACUUAUUUCAAGAAGUAAGAGCACUUAGAGUCCUGAAUUUAAGUGGCACUCUAAUUAAAUCAUUGCCUUCUACCCUACUUCAUCUAGUCCAGCUCAGGGCCUUUCUUGUAAGAGACUGUUGUUAUCUAGAAAAACUACCCCUAUUUGGAGAUCUUUGCGAACUCCAAAUGCUUGAUCUCUCUGGCACACGGCUGCGAGAACUACCCUGGAAAAGGGGUAUGCUUGGUAAUCUCAGAUAUUUGAACUUGUCUCACACCCUUUACUUAGAAAACAUCGAAACUGGAACACUUCGGGGAUUAUCUAGCCUUGAGGCCUUGGACAUGUCUUCCAGUGCAUAUAAAUGGGAUGCUACGGGUAACGUAGGAGAACCAAGAGCAGCAUUUGACGAGUUACUAUCGUUGCAGAAACUUUCAGUUCUUCACUUGAGGCUAGACUCUGCCAAUUGCCUUACCCUAGAAAGUGACUGGUUGAAACGUUUGAGGAAGUUCAACAUAAGGAUUAGUCCAAGGAGCUGUCAUUCAAAUUAUCUGCCUACUCAACAUGAUGAGAAGAGGGUCAUUCUUAGAGGGGUUGAUCUGAUGACAGGAGGGCUCGAAGGAUUAUUCUGCAAUGCAAGUGCACUGGACCUUGUAAAUUGUGGAGGCAUGGAUAAUUUAUCUGAAGUAGUUGUCAGGCAUAAUUUGCAUGGCCUAUCAGGCUUAAAGUCUCUGACGAUAUCAAGUUGUGAUUGGAUCACAAGUCUGAUAAAUGGGGAGACUAUCCUGAGAAGCAUGUUACCUAAUUUGGAGCAUUUGAAACUUAGACGCUUGAAAAAUCUGUCAGCUAUUUUGGAAGGAAUUGUCCCUAAAAGAGGCUGCCUCGGCAUGUUGAAGACUUUAGAAGUGGUAGAUUGCGGAAGACUGGAGAAGCAGCUGAUAUCCUUCUCUUUUCUUCGACAGCUAAAAAACCUUGAAGAGAUUAAGGUAGGUGAAUGCAGAAGGAUCAAACGUCUUAUAGCUGGAUCUGCGUCUAAUUCAGAGCUUCCAAAGUUAAAAAUAAUAGAAAUGUGGGAUAUGGUCAAUCUGAAGGGUGUCUGCACAAGAACAGUACAUUUGCCGGUUCUGGAGAGGAUUGGGGUGAGCAACUGCUCAUUGUUGAUGAAGCUUCCUAUCACAGCCUACAACGCUGCAGCUAUUAAAGAAAUAAGAGGAGAGCUGGAAUGGUGGAAUAAUAUCACAUGGCAAGAUUAUGAGAUUAAAUCGCUUGUUCAGCGACGAUUCCAAGCAUGUGCAGUCUCAACAUCACUCGGAAAAGAAGAGAGGGCUGAAGAACCAGAAACACCCGAGAGAAGUUGGUAA